UGGUGGUGUACAGGUGAAAUAGAUGCGACCGAAGUGGGUUGUUUGGGUAAAAAACCCACACGGCGGAGCUAGGGCUUCUAAUCGUCUCGCUCCCAAUUUCAGCCAGGUCUUUCGGAUCGAUCAUGAAGCAGGAGAAAGUUUACUAUGAUGCCGCACUAAGUUACUUCAAUCCAUGAAAUGGAGGACAAUAACGGGCUCGAGCUCAGCUUGGGUCUUUCUUGUGGUGGGUUGUCGGGAAAAAAUAAGGGUAACAAUUCCGGUAACGCCUCUGACAAUCAUAAGGUAGAAGGAGGUGAUAUAAGUAUAAGCUCCAAAGUGAUUGAUGACUUGAAGAAAUUCCUUCAGUCAAACUCUCAAAGACAGGAUCCUAGUUCUUGUUCCAGGAGAAGUGAUUCGGAUAAAUCUCCGCAGAAUUUCUUCACUGACCUCUCCAAAGCUCCUACCGCUGAUGCUGAGGCUUCCGCAAAACCUUUUUCUGCGGAAGACGAGACACAGAAAGAAGCAGGAAACAAAAGGAAAUUCUUGUCCCUAGAGAAGAAAAACGAGAAGGAUGUGCCUCCUAUUGAUCUGCGCGAGAAAAAGAUGAAAACAUCGCAUAUUUCCAUAGCGACGGAUGAAGGAUCAACUGCUGAAAAUGAAGAUGUCGCGGAAUCCGAAAUCGGUACUUCUGAUGCAUCGAAGAAGAUCGGUCAAUGGAAGACCGGCAGCGUUCCUUUGCCACUGCAUCCGAUUGAUGUCCCGAAUUCUCCUUCCCCUUUACAAGCGAAAGAUUCGGGUAAUGCAACAAGUGUAGGGCAACCCGCUAGUUCUGGGAAUCUACCAAUUGUCUUCGAAUACUCGACGGUUCAGCUCCCGACAUUAGAUAAAGAUGGUGUCACUCCUUCUCGACCUCCUUACCCGGACAGAGGCAUGCCAAACUCAGAAGGCUCGUCUAAUCAAGCCAAAGAAGCAAAAGGCGGGGCAAGAGACGGAAAUGGAGAUGAAACCUCGUUCCCCUUCGAGUUCUCGGCCAUAAAACUGGGCAUAGAAGCAGGCGUGAAGUUCGGUGGUUCGGGUUCGCUCCCGAAUCUGCCAUGGGUAUCCACCACAGGUUCAGGCCCACAUGGCCGAACCAUCUCUGGUGUGACGUAUCGUUACAACCCGAACCAGAUCAAGAUUGUGUGCGCCUGCCAUGGCCACCACCUCUCGCCGGAAGAGUUCGUGAGGCACGCCAGCGAAGAGCUCGUUAAUCCGGAAUCUUCAAUCGGCCUGAGGGCUGCUUCUGCUCACAGCUAAGUAUAAAAUCCUAGAUUAUGUUUUUGGUGUAGAUCGCUUUUAGGGUUUUGUUGUGUGAUGAUAUUUUCUUCUUGUACUCGUUCAGAGAUCAGUUUCAGUUUCAGCUCCCAAGUUAUGGGAGAUGUAUGCUUUGUAAUGUAGUGUUACUAUAUUUGAUCAUAUCAUAUCUUCGCCCUGUGUAAUGUUACUUUGUGUUUUUUUUUGUGGAAUCAUACGUCAUUUAAAUUAUA
This is a messenger RNA of Tarenaya hassleriana, 1505 nucleotides long. RefSeq names its product AFP homolog 2-like. Gene Ontology annotation, biological process: negative regulation of DNA-templated transcription; jasmonic acid mediated signaling pathway. Bases 178 to 1275 code for a protein of 365 amino acids. The record is from RefSeq and is a predicted model, not a curated record. Gene Ontology annotation, cellular component: nucleus. NCBI's taxonomy places the organism in Eukaryota, Viridiplantae, Streptophyta, Magnoliopsida, Brassicales, Cleomaceae. The transcript is spliced from 3 exons.